CAGCGAUUCUACACACGCUAGGCUUGUGACUCAUUCAAACUAGAUUUUACCGGACAUAGCAAGCUGGGUAGUAAGACCAGAUGCGAUUUUUCUCCUGAAUUAAUGAUAUUAUAACUUAGCUCGAUUCAACGGAAAGUGGGAGGUAAUAUAUUAAUUAAGCGUUUGCUGCGUAUCGUAGUAAUAUUUAAAAUUAAAGAUUAUCCUUUUCGUAGUCUGUUUCCUGAUCCCGCGCGCGCUACGGAGCAAGUUGUGCGCGGGCUAUAAAUCCGCUGGUCUUCCUGUAACCAUAGUACUAGUUAACGUGUGGAUGUUGUGCCAUUCACUUAAAGUGACUGAUGAACAAUGGAUCUCUGUUUAGUCUGUAUGAUAGCCCAGAGCCAAAGAAAUCCUAACAAAGCAAAACUUACAGGAUAGCAAUACGCCCACACGUUACCUCACCUUAAUUUAUUUAUAUUCAGUCAGGGACAACAUAUAGCCUACUCUCAGUGAGUUUAGUUAACCCUCAGCUGUUACGGUUAGGGUCACAAAGAUACUUUUUUUAUAUACACACUGAUACCUCUUAAUUUUGCUGCUAGUAAAUAAUAUAUCUAUUUUGAUAUAAAUUCCCUUACAUUCAGAAGUAAACCAAUCUUUAGAAGAAUCAAUCACGCACAAUGGUUUCGACAACUGUAGCCACCCUGACCCUGGUGAGCACCACCCUAGGGAUAGUGGCCCAUGUCACUGGUGGACCACUGACGGACUACAUGUGGCUCCUCAUAGUUGGCUUCAUCAUCGCCUUCAUCCUAGCCUUCUCCGUGGGGGCCAAUGAUGUGGCCAACUCAUUUGGCACCGCGGUAGGUUCUGGCGUGGUCACCCUACGACAGGCCUGCGUCCUGGCCACUAUCUUUGAGACGGUGGGCUCUGUGCUUCUGGGAGCCAAGGUCAGCGAGACAAUUCGGAAAGGCAUCAUUGAUGUGAAUAUGUACAAUGGCUCGGAACACGUGCUGAUGGCGGGGUCUGUCAGUGCCAUGUUUGGUUCGGCUGUAUGGCAGUUGGUGGCCUCUUUUCUCAAGCUGCCUAUCUCAGGGACCCACUGCAUUGUGGGUGCGACCAUUGGCUUCUCUCUGGUGGCCAGAGGUCAGCAGGGGGUUAGGUGGCUAGAACUUCUCCGGAUUGUUGCUUCCUGGUUCCUCUCCCCGCUUCUGUCUGGCAUCAUGUCAGGCGUCCUUUUCUACUUUGUUCGUAUGUUCAUCUUGCACAAGAAAGACCCCGUGCCAAACGGUCUGAAGGCCCUGCCUGUCUUCUACGCUGUCACCAUGAUGAUCAACCUGUUCUCUAUCAUCUUCACUGGAGCUCCAAUGCUUGGAUUUGACAAGGUACCAUGGUGGGGCACACUGAUCAUCUCUCUGGGCUGUGGCGUGCUGACUGCCCUGUUGGUCUGGUUCGUCAUCUGCCCACGCCUCAAGAAGAAGAUUGAAAGAAAAAUCCAGUCGUCCAGCCCCUCUGAGAGCCCCUUAAUGGAGAAGAGGGACGUGCCCACGCCCUGCACCAUCCUGAAGCCUGUACCUGAAGAACCCUCUGUGCCCCCCUCUCCUGCCUCCCCAGCUGACAACACCACUGCGCCCCAGCCUGCCCAGGAAGAACGCAGGGUUACCUUUGACAUUGGAGAUUCUGACGAUGGCGACAAGGAAGGCAAGGACUGUGAGAGCGGCGACGCCGAUGGCCCGAAAGUGCAGUUCAGCAACGGCCCCGCCCACGUCCCGAGCAAUGGAUACAGUCAGUACCACACCGUGCACAAGGACUCCGGGCUCUACAAAGACCUGCUGCACAAGCUUCACCUGGCCAAGGUGGGCGACUGCAUGGGCGAGGCGACCGACCGGCCCAUCCGCCGCAACAACAGCUACACCUCUUACACCAUGGCCAUCAUCGGCAUGCACGGGGACUUCCGGCCCAAGGAGGGCGAGUUCCACGCCAGCGAGGACAAGGGCUCAGAGGAGAAGAAGAAGCGCGUGCGCAUGGACAGCUACACAAGCUACUGCAACGCCGUGGCCGAGCACGGGGCCCCCGAGGGCCUGGGGGAGGCCGAGGUGACGCUGGAGUUAGGGGAGGAGGACGCCGGCAGCAGCCACAGCUCCCUGGAGGAGGACAAGCACGACUCAGACCGGCCCGAGGUCUCGGAGCUCUUCAGGUUCCUUCAGAUCCUCACCGCCUGCUUCGGGUCCUUCGCCCAUGGAGGCAACGACGUCAGCAAUGCCAUCGGUCCCUUGGUAGCUCUGUGGCUGGUUUACAACAGUGGUUCGGUGAACUCCACUGAACCCACUCCUAUUUGGCUGCUGCUGUACGGAGGUGUGGGCAUCUGCGUCGGGCUCUGGGUCUGGGGACGCAGAGUCAUCCAGACAAUGGGCAAGGACCUCACCCCGAUCACGCCCUCCAGUGGUUUCAGCAUUGAACUGGCCUCAGCCCUGACCGUGGUGGUUGCCUCCAACAUCGGCCUGCCUGUCUCCACCACCCACUGCAAGGUUGGCUCUGUAGUGGCAGUGGGCUGGCUGCGCUCCAGGAAAGCUGUGGACUGGCGUCUGUUCCGGAACAUCUUCUUGGCUUGGUUUGUGACUGUGCCGAUCUCUGGCCUGAUCAGCGCGGCCAUCAUGGCCCUCUUCACCUACGUCAUCCUGUGAGCCCCGGGCUCCCUGUACCCCACAACUGGGGAGGAGAGAACAAGCGCCCACUCAUCUGAGUGGAUCAGAAGGGAAGGGGACACCAGGUUGGAAGGUGGAUAUAUCUUGCUAACCCCUACCUAACACACCCGAAAAAGAAAAGAAAAAUGCAUUAAGAAAUGUUGUUUUUUCUUUUUUUAAGGAUUUUUUUUUUAAAGUCAGUUAUAUGGGCCUGCACUUGGUUGCAUAAUUUUAACCUUAAGUAAAGGUUGUUUCUGUAUAUGACAGAUGACUUACAGUGGGAAGUUUUGUUUUUAUAUAUAUAUUAUUUUUCCCGACUGCUGUUUUUCUUUUUGCUUUUCAGUGCUCAUGAUCUUGUAAAUAGCUAAUUAUAUCAACCAUUUUUUCCCCCUGAUACUCCACUACAUUAUUUUUAUUAUUGUGUAAUUAUGUACAUACAAACAUUUCUGUUAUCCUGUUUCACAAGUUCGAUGACAAACAAUUACAAAGCAGUAUUAGCCUUAGACAGAUCAAUGUCUUCUUUCUUACACAUGCUCAAAGUAACCUAGAAUACAUUAACUUUUUUUGGGGGGGGGGGGGUAAGGCAAGGUUAUUGGUGUUUUUCCCUACCUUUUUUAAAUUGUCAAGAGAAUCUGAGUGUCUUGUCUCUAAUCUUCUGAAGUGUGUACUUGGAUUGGGUCAGCUUUUCCCCCCACCCUGAUGUUCAUGGGAGCUUCAGUUUGCCCCACGCCAAUUACCGAUUAAAUAAAUUUGACUGUCACAGCCAAUCAACAGAACUUGGUCUGUAAAAUAAUACAGAAAUUGACACAAAGACCUUUGAGCUGAUUCUCAGCUUGUUAGGGUGGUCCCUCUUGUGUACAUCUGGUUAUUUUGGCCAUUAACUCACUGACAUUAUUCAAUUAAAAUAAUGUUUUAGUAGUGUACUAAAGUAAUUUAUCGGGUUUUACUGAAACAAGUUCAACUUGAUGCAGAGAGCCCUUGUUUGACAGUCAAAUCCAUCCCUGCCGGCCUCAUUGUGUCUGCAACACACCAAGCAGUGGAUUAGAGCCUUUUGUCUCCACUCACCAUAUGCUCUUGUUUUGAGCAUAGACAUUGUGUUACUAGGAGACCUGGCCUCUCACUUUACAGAGCUCCCACCACUCUUGAUUUUGGGAUGAAUUGCGUUGCUCAUGUCUUAUUUUUCUUAAUGUUUUUUUUCCAUCUGUGGCCAUUUGAAAUAAUAAUAAAAAAAAAGUCAAACUGAAGUGGAAGGAGGAAGUUGGUAAAAUCUGUCUGUUCUGGGUCUGCUUUGGCAUUGUGAAUGAUAACAGACCCACCUUAAAACAUGAGGGAAACCUGAACACAUGUACUGGUCAAAUGUGGGUCAAUGCUGGGAGGAACAGUUAAAUGAAAAUACCUUAAAUGUCCUGUUAAACUUGAUCGCAUCAAACUAGACUGAUUAAUGUUAGCUUCUAACACUCAAGCAUCCUGUAGUCUCUGUUUUGCAAUUUAACUGCAGAAUUGUAACAUGUAACUUCCCUGUACUCAAUCUUUAGAAUGUACAUGUGCAUACAGAUCAGGUUGUUCCUGUCUUUUUCUCAACUGUUUAUCUGGUUGAUGAGAGUUGGCAGGUUACUAUCCUAACACUUGUGGUUGGUUAAGGAUGGUGUGGGCUUGCUAUUGUGGCACCUCGCCCAGAUUCUCUGUUUGGUUUGAGGGGUGCAUACAUUACGGCUGUGGUACCACCAAGAGAUGGAGGUAUUGGUAGGAGGGGUGCAUACAUCAGUGCUCUGAUACCAACAAGAGUUGGGGGAAUUAGCUUCUGCACUAGAAAAUAAAUUUAGACCUGUAGAUGCUGUAGUUGCCUUAAAAUGUUUUAUUUUUUAGGUACCAAAGAAAAGACUGGUUUGUUAUGCAGACUGGACUGGGGAAAGGACUAAAUAAACAAAAGUUUAAAGCUG
Molecule: messenger RNA, 4594 nt
Organism: Esox lucius (northern pike)
Lineage: Eukaryota; Metazoa; Chordata; Actinopteri; Esociformes; Esocidae
Gene: slc20a1b
Product: solute carrier family 20 member 1b
Exons: 11
Coding region: 654-2654 (666 amino acids)
Biological process (GO): phosphate ion transmembrane transport
Cellular component (GO): membrane
Molecular function (GO): phosphate transmembrane transporter activity
Source: RefSeq, a predicted model, not a curated record